This is a messenger RNA of Betta splendens (Siamese fighting fish), 10035 nucleotides long. Its product is annotated as zinc finger protein 1035. The coding region runs from base 672 to 9311 and encodes 2879 amino acids. The transcript is spliced from 2 exons. NCBI's taxonomy places the organism in Eukaryota, Metazoa, Chordata, Actinopteri, Anabantiformes, Osphronemidae. The record is from RefSeq and is a predicted model, not a curated record.
CAGGACUUCACCCCGAAGCUCAGUCACUGUCAGCACCAGCUGCACGGACUCACUCCUUGCACGUAGGGAGUGCAGCUGCUGCAGCAAGGAGGCAACCGCGCCACGGACGGCCGGAAGGAGUCGCGCUGCCGCCUGUCAGGCUCUAGCGGUCCCAGCCAUAGAACUUCAGGGGGCGGGUUCCCUCCAACGCUCCGCACCUUGUAAUUGGUUGUAAGCGAAGGAUUGUGUAACGCACUCAACGCACAGUUGCGGACACAUUGUCUGAAAAUCCGCAAAUAAAGAUAAUGGAGGCGGAUCGCAAUCUAGCGCCUGUGUCCGCAGCUGAAGGAGCAGAGUAGACCACGGCCACGCAGCCAAUAUCGAGUCUUAAAGGAAUUAUAACGCUUUCGGGGUGAACGAUCUGCAGUGAGUCGCAGUCCUUGAAGGAGAAAGACUCCUCGGACUGUUUUUCUGGAACGGCGGAAGCGACCGACAUGAAGGACGGUCGCCUUUUUCUGUCUGCAUGCAAAGACGGACGGAUGCAAUGUCUCUAAACGAAGUGGUCCAAGUGACUAUUAGCGCAUCCAGCUGAUGACCCACCAAGGGAAUCUGGUGGACAAUCGCGCAUAAGCAGGACGGACCUCGGAUCCGCAUUAGGUGAAAUAAGCCCUGAGUUUGAGUCCUACCAGAGAAUGGCUAAUGGGUGGGAUUCAUACUACCAAAACCUAUCAUCUGACCAAAGACCUCUGAGGACAACAGAGUCAGAAGGAAGUUUUUCCCAACAAAUAGAGAACUUCAUUGGGCAGCAUGACUUUACUAGUACAGUGGCUUCACAUGCAUCUCCUUCAACAACUACAAACUUUAAUGAAAAUUGUUUCUCAAAUCCUGGUAUUGGGAAUUCCAGUUCAGACUGUGUUUAUCAAAGAUAUUACACAGAGUCAUCAUGGCAAGCUGAUGGACAGCCAAGAGAAAAGGAUUGCUUGCCACAAUGUGAAAAUAAGGAUGUACCUGAUUUUGCAACAGAUGGUUUACUGCCAUCAGGAUGCUUUCCUCCCUCUUUCCCAGCAGACCCACAAGGAAUAAAGCAAGAAUGUGGAAUGUUAACGUCAUCAUUUCUUGAGGACUACUCUGAUGUCAGUAACUGCUUGGACACAGAUUCUGGUGAAACAAGGUCCUCUUGUAACUUUAUACCAAAUAAUUCAGAUCAAAAACCUAAAACUCAUUUUACUACAAACCACAGCUUAACAGAAUGGCUCUUCAGUCAUCCUGGAAGCACAGCGUUUCCUACUGAGAGUCUUCCCAGUAUUGUGGCACACACCAAUAUAGGUCUGUUAAGUUCAUCAAAUGAACAAGAUGAAAUGAAAAAUCCAGAAAAAACUGUUGUAUCCACUACAACACAUGAUUUGUGCUUCACUGCUUCUAACAUUGUGACACCAACAGGCAGUGAGAUUUUAGAAGACGGAAAUAAUAGUAGUUGUAAGGAUUCCAAACAAAAAGAGGAAAUGGACAGAGGUCCUGCACAAGGAAAACACUUGGACAUUGUAAGUGACCAUAAAAACCAAACUGAUGGAAAAGAUGCAUACCCAGUUCCCAAUGAGGAGGAGCAGACUGCUUCAAAUGUCAUAACUACAUUUCACAGUGAGCAGCAAUACCUAAGGAACAACGUGGAAUUCUCAAGAGGGGAAACUGAGCAGUCCUUUAAUAGAGAAAGAGAGGGAUCCAAUAACUGUUCCACAAAUAGUGUUCAAGUUGGUGCUAAGAUUGAGGAUUAUCAGGACAAAACACAAGUUUUAAACGAGGAAGGAACAAAAGUCUGUCCAGCCGAAGAUGAGAAAAAAUGGUUAAAUCCCAACUCCAUACAGACAGAAGAUAAAACUAUGAACACUGACUGUAAGGAGAAAGAUAUUAAGAUGGGUACAUUUCAAAGUUUAGAUUUGGAAGACAAUGAUGACAAAACUCAAGAUAAUCAUGGUAGAUCCACUGUAAUGGUUACCCAUGAUUUGAGUGAUGUUUCUGAUAAGAAUAGGAAAAGUACAUCAACCUGCUCGCUAAAUCCCUCUGAAGACAGCGAUCAGACAAGUACAGCGCAGAUAAAAGCCACAUCUUCAAAUAUGGACUGUAAUGGUUCUGCUGCUACUAAUAUAGGUAUUGUGGGUAAUGAAAACAAGAAAUGCAUUGCUGAUUAUUCAAAAUCUGUCUUAGAGCCAAAGGGCUCAAGCACAGAAAUAAAUCUCUGCCUAGGAAAUGGUCUGACAGAACCAACAGGAAGAACAAAUACUGAAUCGUCCUUCGAUCUAGAAUCUAGUGGCAAUGUUGCAAUUGGUAGCAAAAACGACAGAAUCCUGUUAAACAACAUAGCAACUCACUCGCAGCUCAAAACCUCUAACGCAGACAUAGAUCCCUUUCUAGAAGAGGAAGGUUCAAAAAAAACAAUUAAAGUCUCUUCUGUAGAUUUCAGUUGUAGUGGUUCUCGAGUCAUUGGCAACAUUCAUUUUAUUGAUAAUAGUGACAAGAACAAACAAGAUGUUGCUGAUGCUCAAGAAGUGGUUUUACAAACAGAUGGUACAACCACAGGCCUACAUUCCAGCUUUGAAAAAGAUUGUACUGGUGAAAAGAAUAUAGCGACUCUACCUUGUACUGAUACUCCCUACCAGACAAAUGAAGCGAUGGACCAAAAGAAGAGCACAUUUGAAUGCAGUGACCCUGCUGCCAGUGACGCUGCCAGUGACCCAGCCAGUGACAGAAAUGAACAAAGUUUUUCUAGUUGUGUAGAAUCCUGCUCGGAGCUAAAUAACUCAAACAUCAUUCCCUCUCAAGAGAAGGACAUGAUAAAUUCACCAGAAAGAGAAACUGCAACCCCUGCAACAAAGAGUACAACCCAGAAGUUGUUGGAUCAAAAUCUGGCCAAUCUGAAACCCCAACGGCCGGAUGUCGAUUUUACAGAGAAUGCAAGACAGUCAUUUGAAGAGCUGGGGACUUUUCCAGAGGAACAGUCAGUGUUUGACAUGCUCUAUGGUGAACCCUUGUCAAGAGAAGACUCUUCUUGUGACACAGAUAAGUCAAAUCCUGGGUCAAGCCAGUACAAAGAAACAACUGAAGCCAGAACGGACAGGAACAAUGUAGGAGAUUCAAAAGGAGAAGAACCUCAACUAGAUGCUUCUAGACAAAUGAGAAAUCUCCAGCCUGUUGUAAUAUUGAAGGCCCUAGAGUCUGCAAAUGAAAGAAGCAACUUGUAUUAUUGUGCAACCUGCAAACACACCGCAAGCAGUGUUAAAAAUCUAAUUGAACACCACCAUGAUUCCCAUUCAGUGCUUGAGUUUCAGUUUUGCAAGUCAUGUGAUGCUUAUCUGAUGAGGAAUAAACAAGCUGAGGAACACUUGUGUGGUAAAACCAAAGACAAUCCGCGCCCAUCUGAUUCUAAAGAACCGAAAACAAGGCGCCAGGGCCGCCACAAGUGCAAUAGGUGUAACCUCUUCUUUUCAAAGCUUGUUCAAUAUGUCAGGCAUAUGCGGACCCACACUGGUAAAACACCCUAUAGGUGUAAUAACUGUGGAGUGUAUUUUGCACAGGGUUCUACCCUGCAAAGACAUAAAAGUAUACCUGGUAGAUGCAAGCCAGUUAAACUUCCGGUUGCAUCACAUGGUGAUGUGGCUACCAAAACUAAAACACCACCACAAAAGGAUGUGAUAAAGAAAACACUGUGUUUAAAUCUGCCUGAAUGUUAUGUAAAGCUUGUUGACGUCUGCAAGACAAACCUCUGUACUCUGUGUAACAAAAUCUUUUCAACUGCAGAGAAGACCAAAAACCACAUCAAGAGUAUACAUAAGAAAGAAGGCGUGGCAGUUUCACCCAGUUGUGAGAUUCCAACGGAAGAGGAUGAAGAUGAGACAACAUCAAAAUAUAAAUGUCCCCUUUGUCCUCGACUAUUCAAGUACUCCUACAACAGGGCUCGACAUCUGCGUGACUGUGUCAGGGACUCUAUAUAUAAUUGCAAGGAAAAGGUUGCCGGUAAAUAUCCGUGUCCGUUGUGCCAUGCUACCUUCACUCUAUCAUCCAAUCGGUAUAGGCAUAUUAAAGCAGUCUGCCUUAGACAGUGUCUUAAUCAGCUUGCAAAAGAAAGAGCAAAAUCAAGGAAAAAGGACGAACAGAAGACAACAAAGGAAAUGGAGCAAAAAAUACAGACCAAGGAAGAGGAACAGAAAAACCAAGUACUUUCGUCUGGAGCAGACCCCAAGACUGUUCGACGGUACAAAUGCAAUCUAUGUCCAGCAACUUUUUCCCAUGCUUCUGGAAAAUACAAACACCAAAAAAAACAUGAACUGUUUAAGCUCACUGGCAAAGCUAUUAGGUACAGGAAUUCAGCAUUUUCAAUCUCUAAACCAGCAAAUUCAACUUCAACAAGUAUGGAUAACGGCAAGGAGGACACAAACCCAUCUGACAUAGAGAGCAGUAAUUCACCAAGCUGUCAUUUUUGUGGUAAAUGUUUCAGUACAUCACACUCACUAAAGAAGCAUGAGCGCAGUCACAGAGGCGAAAGACCCUAUCGAUGUUUGGAAUGCAAAAAAGGAUUCAAGAAACUUUCCCAUUUGAUUUGUCAUAAAAUUGUUCACCAAAGGAGGAUUCAGUGCACUGUUUGCAAGAAGAUUCUGCCAACUGUUGGGGAACUAAUUCAGCACCGAACCUCACAUCAUAAUAGAGGAAAGCUUCAAUGUCCGGAUUGUGAUCAACAAUUCCAGUAUCCUGUAUAUCUCCUAAGGCAUCUAGAUUCACACAUACAUAGAGCAAACAAAGCUUUAGAGCUUGAAAUGAGAUCACCACAGCAACAGUUGGAAUCUAUACAAGACCACAGUGAAGAAUACCAAUUACAAUGUUCUUUAUGUAAAGAGGAAUUUGAUGAUGCCCAAGUAUUAAGAAAGCAUUGUCUUACACACAUAUCUAGGUCCUCAUCACACCAAUGCCCCUUUUGCAAGCACAAUUUCAAUUCUCGCCGCUAUUUGCUGCGCCACAUGAUUAAACAUACUGGCGACAAACCCUAUUCCUGCGAAAACUGCGGAAAGCAGUUUUACCGUGACUUGUACCUUAAACUUCACAGUGAGAGGUGUUGCCGUGAUCCAAAGAUAGAUCAAGUCACAGUGCAAUGUGAUACUAAGACAAAGACACCAUAUCAGUGUUCCUAUUGCCCACGGUCAUUCUGCAAGAAAAUGCGUCUGAAAAAUCACCAUCAAGGUCACAAGCAGAACUCCCUGGCUCUAUGUUCAAGAUGUGGGCAGUACUUUGGACUUUGGAAAUUAAAUCAACAUCAGAAGGACUGUGUUGGAACCACAGAUCUCAAAACUGGAUCUAGUAAUGACAAGGUCAAUGAAAGCAUUUCACAGGCAAACCACAACGUUCAUAAAAUGCCUUUACAGUCUAAUGCAGCCAAUAUGUUACAGUUGAAAUGCCCUCACUGUACGCAGAGGUUCAGGUAUAGAUCAUUACUCUUGAGACACAUGGUUACACAUACUGGUUUGCAGCCAUAUCCAUGUCUGCAUUGUAGCCAAAGAUUUCCAAGCCAAGGAAUGUGUUUGCAGCAUGAAGUUUUCUGUGAUGGGGUUUCCAACGAAGGAUCAUCAAAAGACAAAAGUGAUGUUUCAAAAAAACAAACAGCCAUUGGAGUAACAACACCAAUACCACAAGCAGAAGGCCAAGCUGAGUACAAGUGCAAAUUCUGCACCAAGACAUUUACUAAAUCACGAAAACUCAGAUAUCACAUUUUGACGCACAAUGAAGUGAAGCCUUAUCGUUGUAAAGCCUGUGACAGCUGCUUCUCUAGGUAUGAUCAUCUGAAGGUACAUCAGACUCGCUGUAAAGGAAAGAAAACACGUUUGGAGGUUUGCAUUCCCAAAAUCAGUAUAGACGACAUUGGCAGGGGUUGGCAAAACAAGUUUGGCCUUGAACCUGGCAAAGAGGAGGAAACAUUUGAGUGUGAAGUAUGUGCACGAAGCUUUACAAGUCAGUCAAAGCUUUCCCGACAUAACACUAUGUUCCAUGUUGCAAAGUUAUUCAAGUGCUCUCGCUGUGGUUCCACAUUUUCCCAUGAAAAAACUCUGAAGAGACACAGGAAGUUGAUCAAAUGUAGAAGGGUGUCAACUGAAGCAACAGCUUCUCUACCACAACAUCCCAAUCCAAUGGAAAAUAUGACAAAACCAGUUUAUGGGGUGAAAAGCGGAAUCCUAGAAAGGAUCAAGCCUUGUUUUAACAAAAAAUACAAAUAUGUAUGCAGUUACUGCCCCCGUGCUUUUGAAAAAAGUUGGCAGUUAAGCGUCCAUACCCGCCUGCACACAGGAGAAAAGCCAUUUGCAUGUGAUUAUUGUGGCCAGAGAUUUAUAAGAAAGGACUAUGUACAACGUCAUUAUCCAAGAUGCAGCAAGAAACAACUAGAACAAGUCUUUUGUGACCAGUGUGGGGGACCUUUUUCUAAAGUUGAUCUUGAAAACCACAAAAAACAUUGCUUUACAAGUCCAAACAUAUCAAAGCCAAAUGUUUGCCAAGACCAACAGUCAACAUCCCAAAGCCCACCAAGGGGCUUUUCUUGUGCAUACUGUAGUUCCCGAUUUUUGCUAUUUUCACAGCUCCAAGAACAUUUUUUAAAUGCACACAAGCUGGAAACACUGGCACCACCAGUCACCACUGCAUCCCUACAACAUCACCUGUCAAAUAUAGCAGCCAUCAAAGAAGAGCCUUUGGAUGAGAGUUGUGAUGAAUGGCGUAGCCAAGAUGCUAAUUUAACUAGCAACUUCAAAACAGCUUUUAAUAGUAAUGUAAAAAAACUGUUCGUCUGCCCAGAGUGCAAAGCGAAUUUUGCAAGUAAAUCUGCAUUAAUGGCACAUCUGCGUGGGCAUGCAAUGAAGUAUCCCUUCAUCUGUAAAACAUGUAAGAAAGGCUUCUGGAAUAGAACUCUACUCCGUAAUCACCACAGAAAAUGUAGAUUUUCUCCUACUUCAGAGAAGAAUGCAAGCUCAUUGUUGGAAGGCCCUUUGAAAGCAGAAAUAGAUUUUGCUCUUGUGUUCGAAAAGGAUUCCACAACAAGUGACUCUGCUGUUCCACAGACCAACAGCUCCUGCGAAGAUGAUUUAUUGAAUAAGUUGCCGCAAGACUCUGAAGAAACUCUUGUGCAAAGCAACCCAAGUAAAGAGAAGAAAGCUGUACAGUACCAGUGUUCGGAAUGUGAUGAGAGUUUCACAGAUGGGUUAGUGCUUAUUAGUCACCUUGAAGAACACGGAAGACAAGAACAAGAAAAAAGGCUCAGAACGUGCUUUAAGUGUGGGUUUGUCUGCGCAAGUCAAUUCAAUCUCGAAAAUCACAUGAAGGUCCACGGAGGUGCUCAGAAAUACUCUUGCUCUGACUGCUCUAAAGUGUUUUAUACAGCAUCGGCUUUUAAAAUCCAUAGAACAUACCAUGACGCAAAAAGACCUUUUGUUUGCAAACUUUGUAAUCAGAGGUUUUGGACAAAGCGGUAUUUACGUAAUCAUUUUAAAGAUGCACAUCCAAGUGAUGUAUUUUCUUGUCGUUUUUGCGACAACACCUAUUCACUCAAAAGAUCACUGCAAAGACACUAUAAACAGUGGCAUCAAAAAGAGUACGAGGAGGCUGGAGACACUUUACUGGAAAGGGGCAUUAAUGCCACCAACCAAGUCAGUACCCCUAGUGAGCAUGAUGACGAUGAAAGUGAUAGCAGUGGGGACAGUGAUUCGGACACUGCACCAUACUUCCCAUGUCAUGUAUGUAGCAAGACAUUUUCAACAUCAGAAAGUCUUGAAGACCAUCAGCGGUGUCACCUGGGAGAAAAACCCCAUGAAUGCGAAGAAUGCGGCAAAUGUUUCUUCCAGGCAUCCCAGCUGCAGCAGCACCAGCGAAUGCACAAGUCUGAGUUUCAGUGUCAGAUGUGCGGCAGAGGUUUUGUUUCUCUCUUUGCGCUGCGUAAACACAAGCACAGUCAUGGCAAGAGUCGACCUUAUCGUUGCUCCAAGUGUCACCUCAGCUUCCCAGGACACUCACAGUUGGCGGAACAUAUGUCCAUCCAUCAAGAAGAGAAUUUCCCAUGUGAUAUUUGCAAUCGUGUGUUUCACUCCAAGAGCAGUAGAGCUGAGCAUCGGAAAAGCCACUCCAAAUCUCCCGCCCAACCCCUACCUUCACUUUUUGAACAGUCACUAUUCAGCAACGAGCUUAAAUAUCGCUGUGGUGUUUGUGGUGAUCGUUUCAGAGACCCAGAGGAGCUUUCCGAACAUGGUUGCAUGGCAACCAAGGAGCGAUUAUAUUCUUGUUCAGACUGCAAUAAGCAUUUUCUGCAUGCAUCUCACCUCAAGAAGCACAAGACCACCUAUCACCUAUGUACGUCAAAUAGGGAAUAUGCAUGUAAUAAAUGCCAAAAGAGUUUUUCUUCCUCUGAACACUUCCUCAACCAUUUAAAGACCCAUUCUGAUAGCGCAGGAGGAACUGAACUAAACAUGAAAAUCAAAACUGGAGGACCUUCCAAUGGCUUCAUAUGUCCAGUGUGUCAUCAGUGUUUUGCCAGUGCUGCUGAGCUUUGUUCCCAUUUUCCUACACAUCCCGACCAUAUGUUUGAAUGCAAAACUUGCAAAAUCUUAUUCCCCUCUAGAAGCAAGCUUAAUGAACAUGAGCGGCAUCAUCUGACCUCAUCUACUGAAUUUGAUUGCCAUGAAUGCGGCCAGAGCUUUUUGGGAAGGGACGCUUUCCGCCAUCAUGAUUGCUCUCAUCAGCAACGUGCAGAAAUGGAGAAUGAAAAGACAACUCCAUCAGCUAGACGUUCUCCUUUGACAUCUUUAGUAGGCGAAGAGGAGGAAGUUGAUGUCACUGGAGAGUGCUUGUACAAUUGCCCUGUUUGCUCAAUGCAGUUCUCUUCACAAAGUAGUUUCUUGGAGCAUCAGAAUAAAGCUCACCUAAAUGAGAAGCCCUUCAAGUGUGAGCUCUGUGGAAAAUCAUUUCCCCUCCGGCGGUACCUCAGAAGGCAUGAGCAAAGGCAUCGUACAAAACUGGCUUCUGAACGCACAAAUCAGACCCAGGAAAAGCUGUUCAAAUGUACCCAGUGCCACACUCAAUUCACCAAAGCACAAGACCUGUCUGUGCAUAUGAGAAUACAUUCUGAACAACAAUUCGGAGAGUACCGCUGUGACAUGUGCUACAAGUCAUUCAACCAGUGGCAGCUUCUUAAGGCGCACCAAGAAAGUCAUGUUGGUGAAGUUGUGUAUGAAUGCACAGAAUGUGAUAAAGCCUUUGCAUUUCCUCAUUUACUGGAAAAACACCAACAGACUCAUGCUGGUUCUUCUCAUUAAUGGUGGAUGUUAUCUAUUUGAAUAACUGUAACCUAAGUAUCUUGUAGUUCCCUUCAUGCCUUAAAUGGAUCUGAAAGGAUUUCUCAGUAAAAAGUAUAAAAACUACAACUUCAAAUGUCUUUCAUUCAUAAAAUAAAUAUCAUCCCAUGUCAAAAUUGAAAUCCAGUUUGUAUUCUUGGCCCAGGGUACAAACUUGCAAAGCCCUGGCCACUCUAAGCAUCUUUUCCCAAGUUUGUUUUGACAUUGUAUAUAUUUUUAUUUCAAAUGCUGGGAAUUGUAUACAGUAAGUUAGACUAAUAGGUUCUCAACAGUGUUUUUACCAUUAUUUAGUUUUGUGAUUAAUACAUAUGGUGCUUGAUGGGAUAAGACAUUUUAGAAAUGUCUGGGAUGGAUUUUGAUCACAUAUGAUCAGAUGUUUGGUGUUCCAUGCUUGUUUUGAAAAAAAGUUUUAGUCGUUUCUGUUACAAAAAUGUAAGAUGUACUCAAACUAUGUCGUUUUAUUCUGAUAUUUUCUAUGGCAUGAUUAUUCCAUGUACUAGUAAAUUUGUAAUUUUUUUGUUUGUAACUUCUCUGUUUAUAUUAAGUUGUGUUUUUUUAUAUGGAGAAUUAUGUACAGACGUUCAAAAUGUUCCUAUUGAACAUUGUGCCCGCAACCCAAGGAUGUUAAUUUUCACAAGAAAUUUGAGUUGCAUUCAGUUGAAUAUUAAAAUCAGCUAGAAAUCUA